Psylliodes chrysocephalus is the source of this 540-nucleotide messenger RNA. The record is from the annotation of a GenBank genome assembly. Lineage: Eukaryota; Metazoa; Arthropoda; Insecta; Coleoptera; Chrysomelidae.
AUGUUACCGCAAGAAAGUAACAGAGUGGUGGCAAAGGUAACAGAGUGGGAGAGAAGGAAGCAAAAUCCUGUAAAAGAAGCAGAAACAAGAAAGAAAGACCUUAUAGGGUAUCACACGAAAAAGAAGUUGGUCAGAGAUAUGACACCAAGGGAACAUAGAAGCGCAAAGAAAAAAUGGAAAAAGGCUAAUAAAAAAAGAAGGGAGCAACAAAAAGCAGUUCAGCGACUAAUGGCAAUUGACACGCCACCAGCAUCUCCUGUUGGAACACCACGAAAUUUAAGUCCUGCAAUGCGCGCACAUGUUUUGGGACGAAGAAAGGUUAGGCGCGAUAGGUCAAAAUUAUUUAGAGAAAACCAGAAGUUGCUUACAGAAUUUGAAAAAAUUAGGAGGCAGUUUCUGAUGUACAAAAAGAGAUACCAAAGAACUAAAAAGAGACAGUCAUAUGAUGAUAAUAAUAAUGAUAAGUAUAAGGUUUUGUCAAGUGCAAUCAAAAUCCACUACUCAAAAAUAAAAAAUUAUUCAGCAAAACGAUACAUCUAG